AUGGCUGAGAACACCACGGCUCAGGGAACCUCAUCAAGUCAUCCUGACAAUAAACAUCAACUAAUUCCAAGUCAUGAGGACCCUCCUUCUCCAGCAAAAUCAAUGGCAGCAACAUCUAAUGUCUCAGCUAACAAGGCACAAAUAUCAGGAGAGGAAGUGUUCAAAUUCGAAGCAGAGAGAGAGAAAGAGAGAGGAGAGAGAGAGAGAGAGAGAGAGAGAGAGAGAGAGACCAGAGUCAGAGGGAAGAAGAAUCGCAGGGAAAGCAAUGGAUGGGCCGUCGAUCGAGACGUUUCUGGACCCGAGACGGAGUUUCUAGUGGCCAAGAAAGAGACCGGCAACGAAUGGGAGCUCUUCAAAGAAAACGUUCGUCCCUUGAAGCGCAGCCGCAAAGUCGGCCUCCUCAAUGGCGCCCUGAAAUCCCACUCCGAUUAUCAACUCAGGAACUCGCUUCUUCAACAUCGAAGGAGAUUAAUAGAGGCAAUCAAUGAGUAUACAGGCGAAGACCCGCUUCAGCCAUGGAUUGAGAAAGCUCAACCAGUUGAAAAGCUAACAAUAGCAUACAAGAAAUUUCUCACACGUUCAAUGGGACAACUGAAAGCUACAGAUGAAGAUGGGACAGAAAACCACUUACCAGCUCGAAGCUUUGGGACUGUGUUGACUAGGCAAAUAAGUGGGAACAAAGCUUCAGAAUGUUCUGAUAUUUUUAGGAAAAAGCUCAAGCCAGACAGGACUCCUGGAACUGCAUUGUCCAUUUUUAAAGAUAAAGGCAGCAGUUCACUAGCGAGUCAUGAACACCUUGAUAUCUCCAAGGCUGAACUAAAACCAUGGCACUCACUCGGUGCCCGAGCAGAAAGAAAUAAAGAGAAUAAUGAAAUCCCUUCCAAGUGGACAUCAACUAAGAUUCCUAAGAGACCUGGUCAAAGCAUAAGGAGACCACCUCCAGGCCCCUGCAUUGAGAUCUUUGUGGAUGAAGAAGCCUCAGAACAACAUAAACGAGCAAACGAGAAGGACCAGUCUUCGACUCUGCAGCUCAGGCCUGGGGAUUGUAGAGAUAUUAAGAAAGAAACGGAGCUGCUGAGGGAGAAUCCGUUGCGCAAUUUCCCUCCAAGUUCUUUGCCCAGAUAA
Striga asiatica is the source of this 1125-nucleotide messenger RNA. Lineage: Eukaryota; Viridiplantae; Streptophyta; Magnoliopsida; Lamiales; Orobanchaceae. The record is from the annotation of a GenBank genome assembly.